Molecule: messenger RNA, 1197 nt
Organism: Juglans regia (Persian walnut)
Lineage: Eukaryota; Viridiplantae; Streptophyta; Magnoliopsida; Fagales; Juglandaceae
Product: F-box/kelch-repeat protein At3g23880-like
Exons: 1
Coding region: 1-1197 (398 amino acids)
Molecular function (GO): protein binding
Source: RefSeq, a predicted model, not a curated record
AUGGUGAUGAACAACCACUUUCCAGAAGACUUGUUGUUACAGAUUCUGGUAUGGUUGCCUGUUAUUUCUUUAUCGCGAUUCAAAUGUGUCUGCAAAUCUUGGUACGCCUUCAUUUCAGAUCAAACAUUUAUAUAUGAACAUCUCCUCCACACUCAGUCCCCUUCCAACCGGAACAAGAAUACCCUUUUUCUUGUUAACCAGCGUGAUAAAAUCACUUCCAAACAUGUCGUCUCCACGCUCUCUUAUGAAACUCUUCAAGUAUCCCUUGCGCAAGUACCCCUACCUUCACCAUAUUCUGGAAUUAUCGACAAGAAAGUAGAGAUUUUUAUUGUGGGUUCUUGUAAUGGUCUUGUUUGUCUUCACGACAACUGUGGCUUGAAUACUCUUUUAUGGAACCCUGCAACCAAAGAAACAAAGGUUGUCCCUGUAUCAAACUUGCCCGGCCUUCCUGCCAACUAUAGUGCCAGCCCUAAUGGCAUUGGAUUUGGUUUUGAUGCCAAAACUCACAACUACAAGAUAAUCAGAAAUUUUCUAUUCUUCGAAAACUACCCUAACUUAGACGUGUAUGAAAUGGCACUCGUAGACGAGUAUCAAAUGGGAGUCAUGUUCUAUAGCGAGGUAUAUAGCUUAAGGACUGACUCUUGGACACAAGUUGACAACCAGCUCCCUUUUUGUAUUUGGAAUGCUUUUGGAGGUAUGAAGACAAACCUGAAUGGGAUUGGUAAUUGGUGGGCAUCAGACAGUGAUUGGGAAGGUAUUGUGUCAUUUGACGUAGCCAAGGAAGUAUUCCUAAUAACUCCGAUGCCGAAUGAUAGCCUUAUAUAUAAUGGAUAUCGAUAUGAUGUUGAAUAUUUCUUGUUGAAUGAGUUGGUUGCUGUGGCUAUUAGUUGGAAAAAAAGACAUGCGGAGUGGUCACCUAUGUGUUGGGAUGUAUGGUUAUUAAAUGAAUAUGGGGUUAGGGAGUCUUGGACAAAGCUGUUCAGGGUUGGCCCUCUUACAGGAAUUUGUAGACCAUUAGAAUUUUGGAGGAAUGACAUCAUAUUCUUCGAAAAAGAUGGACAGCUGGCUUUGUAUGACGUCUCUACCAAAGAGAUGAUGAGUACUAUUAAUCUUCAAAUUGAUGGAGAUCAAGUAUUCUCGUUUCAGGUCAUUAGUUACAUGGAAAGCCUAGUUUCCAUUAGUGGAUUAAUUAAUUAA